Messenger RNA from Drosophila miranda, 2014 nucleotides. RefSeq lists its product as uncharacterized. The record is from RefSeq and is a predicted model, not a curated record. NCBI's taxonomy places the organism in Eukaryota, Metazoa, Arthropoda, Insecta, Diptera, Drosophilidae. The transcript has 2 exons. The coding region runs from base 115 to 1467 and encodes 450 amino acids.
CUAACGGAGGGCUCAGGGACUUGGCAGCCCCCUGUUCUAAUGAUGCCUUACCCGGGCAACGUGGAUCUCUGCCCGGGCUGACCUUUCCCUUUCUCUGCAUCUCGUGGGAACAGGAUGUAUAACAAGAACAAAAACCAAAAAACAAACAAAAAAACAAAUGAGUGCGGCGCUCCCCAAAUGCCAACUGGGAGCAAUCCCAAGCUCGGAAAGGCAGCGGCCCAAAGGCCUGGCCCAACCGGCUCUAUAGUAGGGAAUACCUGCAAGGUGGAAGGUGCCUGUGCGAACCCGAGGGGGUCCCAUCCCGAAUCCGGUGUGGGUGGCAAGGUAACUUCCGAAGCUGACACCUUGGAAGGAAAGCUAAGCAAUAUUGCGGCUGCCCGACCUUCUGGUAAAGCGGAGGGGGUUGACUUGCCGUCGACAAGCGCCCAAGCCAGACGCUACACAUAUGCCGAAAAGAGGAGUGCAGGGCACAUACUCCGUCGGCAACACGCCAGCAGUGAAGCCAGCCCAUCAGCCGACUGGCUGAAGAAGGUGGAAUGGGCUUCGGCCGUGCUCCCGGAGUUCACCUUGGAACAGAAAAAGGUGGCUCCCCAAGCCAAGAGGCAGCGCUCGCAGGAGACACCGGGACCGGUAGCAAAGCGCUCCAGAGUACUGCCAAAUGUCUCCUUUGCGCAGAUUGCCAAGGAGAGGACGCUAAUUGGUGUCCUCGACAGAGGCAGCGCAGAGGGUAGAAUCCCAAGGAGUCAGUGGAAGUGGGUGGAAGCGGCACUGGCCGACCGCUGCUUCGAACUCCUCGACAAAGACCCUGGACCUCCGCCAGUCUGCAAGGACAUAGGGUGGUUCCAGGGCAAUGUUAAGAUAAUUGCCUGCGAAGACAAGCGCUCUGUAAAGCUUUAUAAAGCGGCGGUAGCGCAGGUCGGCGAGGUCUAUGCUGCGCCGAAACACGUCGCAGUCGACUGGAGCGAGGUGCCCAGCAGACCGAGGGCCAGAAUUUGGGUGCCGGCUACCUUUAAGGAGCCAGAACGCAUCCUCAAGAUGCUGCAGAGAUGCAACCCAGGACUACCAACCUCAGAUUGGAAGGUAGCCAAGGUUGAGACGACACAAGGGCCGACCAACCAGGCAGUGCUCGUUCUCAAUAAAGAGUCGCUGGCCCCGAUAGAGGCAGCAAAAGGAGAGCUAAACUUCGGCUUCAGCUCGGUCACCAUCAAGGUGUACAAAUCGGACGCGGCGGCCGCGGCGCUUCCUGUCGUCAACCGAGACGUGCAGGAUGUCGCUGCGGAGAUCGAAGCGCCUGACGACGAGCUGGAGCCAGACCAGGAAGGCUUCUCCGCAGAGACAGACCUGAUGCUCGACUUUGAGUCAAUGUGCCGAGAGAGAGUCUCUGAUGACUCGGACGCGGACAUCACGGUGGUGGAGAAUCUUGAAGAUGGUCCUAAGGAUCCUUCAAAUAAAUCUCCACCACUGUAAAGCAGCAUCGGCUGCUCUCAUACUCCGCCUAGACGCAAGCGGAGCCGACGUAGUCCUGAUCCAGGAGCCUUGGGUGGUAGGAGGCAAGGUCUGUGGAUUGGGGACGAGGUAAUACAAGAUCAUUGUAUCCCAAAAUGAAGCGAUGGCGAUAACACGGCGGUAAGCCUAGAACUAAAAGGGAAUCAUCUCAGGCUGGUGGCGUCCUAUAUGGCCCACGAGGAGGAUGAUCCUCCGAACGACCUUGUUCGCAAAAUAGCCAGCGACAGCGAAAGGACGGACAAAGACCUACUUAUAGGUUGCGAUGCCAACGCCCACCACACCCAAUGGGGGAGCACGGACACGAAUGUAAGGGGUGAGUCACUGUUCAGCUUCAUCCUGAACUCAAAUUUAUUCAUAUGCAAUCGGGGUAACGACCCCACAUUUAUAAUUAAAAAUCGGCAGGAGGUCAUUGACCUCACGCUAGUGUCAAGCAAACUGCUGGACACAAUCAAGAGCUGGAGAGUCCUAGGAGACCACUCCUUCUCGGACCACAGGUAUAUCGAGACGA